UGUACAUUACGUACACAUUAGUCACAAAAAUAGUAAUUAAAACCGCGAUAGUUUUCAAUCUUGUGGAAACACUCGAAGUGAACAUGAAGACUAUAAUAGGACUUUGUUUCAUGGUUCUGUUAGGGCUAGCGGUCGCGAACCGCGGGCCGUGCGGCUGCUUAAAGACCUUCGAAUAUUGCGCCAACGACAACGAAACGUACCACAGCAUCUGCGAGUACAAGUGUAUACAUCCCACCGUCCAGUUCCAGGACUGGUUUAUACUGUACAACGGCCCUUGCAUCCGAGAGAGCGGAGAAAGCAACCGGCCAUACACCGGUAAAUACCGGGAGAUACCGGAGACUACUACAACUAAUCUUCAGCCUGAGACUACAACUGUGCCGAGUGAUGAUGAUGAUGAUAAUCAUGAUGCUGUUUGUUGUGAACCCCAUUCAGAGUUAUAACGCUGGUAACUCAGCCUUCCGCCAUUAUGCUUACUUGUUGUGUCACAUCUGUCAUGAGUCCAUAAUAAAAUGCGUUACAU
Cydia splendana is the source of this 520-nucleotide messenger RNA. RefSeq lists its product as uncharacterized. Bases 84 to 440 code for a protein of 118 amino acids. The record is from RefSeq and is a predicted model, not a curated record. The transcript has 2 exons. Lineage: Eukaryota; Metazoa; Arthropoda; Insecta; Lepidoptera; Tortricidae. Gene Ontology annotation, molecular function: protein binding.